Molecule: messenger RNA, 591 nt
Organism: Tupaia belangeri chinensis (Chinese tree shrew)
Lineage: Eukaryota; Metazoa; Chordata; Mammalia; Scandentia; Tupaiidae
Gene: CCDC188
Product: coiled-coil domain containing 188
Exons: 8
Coding region: 1-558 (185 amino acids)
Source: RefSeq, a predicted model, not a curated record
AUGGAGUCUCAGUCACAUCCGCACAAACCUGUCCGCAGUAAUUUCUCGAGGACACAUACCACAGAGCUCGAACUGACUGCCACGAAGGAAACCCCAGCCCUAGCCUUGAGCAGCCACGAAGGAUACCUGGAGCAGCCCUGCCAGGGAUUUCUGGAACAGGAGAACCACAGCCUGAAAAGGCAGAACCAGGACCUGCGGGAGCAGCUGGGGGCCCUCCUGGGGCCGGGGCAGCAGUUCCUGCCCCUGUGUCGAGAGCACUCCAGCUGCACGGCCCUGGCCUGGCCCCGCGCACCAGCCAGACACCCACCCCCGGACGACAGGGCGUCCCUGCAGCUGUGCCGGGGGGAAGAGACCUUCGUGCAGCAGUCCCAGCACGAGCUCCAGCAGAUCCGCCUGUCCUUUGAGAGGAAGAAGAUGGCCAUCACUGAGGUGUGGGACGGCGUGGCCGAGGUGCACAUGGCCCUGAACAACCAGGCCACCGGGCUCCUGAACCUCAAGAAGGACAUCCGGGGCGUGCUGGACCAGAUGGAGGACAUUCAGCUGGAGGUUCUGAGGUGACGUGCCCGCCUGGGGCCUGGCUGGGCCAGGGCG